Messenger RNA from Gryllus bimaculatus (two-spotted cricket), 2076 nucleotides. NCBI's taxonomy places the organism in Eukaryota, Metazoa, Arthropoda, Insecta, Orthoptera, Gryllidae. The record is from the annotation of a GenBank genome assembly.
AUUAUAAAUAAAACUGUUAGAAACAAGGUUUCGAAAUUUACAACUGCCCACUGGUCAUUGUACCUGAAACCUUAUACUUGUACAAUUAUCUUAUUGUCGUGUAAACUAUUCAACUGUAACUGUCAUAUAAUUACCUUUUAAAUGGAAAAAUAUGUUAUGUCAUGAAUUUCUCGUUAGUAAAUUCAAGGAAUCAAUUUAUUGUUGGCCGUGAAUUGAAUAGGGUGAAACCUUACACUUGAUGUGGGGUCGAUUUAAGUGAAAGUGUGGUGUAAUGUACAAAACAGGAACUAAUUUAAAAUUAGACGCAGAAUAGAAAAGCUAGAAUUUGUAAAAUUAGUUUUUGUGAAAUUAAUAUUUAAUAUUGAAUAAAUGGAAUACCAUCAAAAAUGUACAAAAAUUAAAAAAUGGCACUGUGCGAUUAGUGUUAAAAGAUAAAGAAACAGUUUUGGGAGCUCAAUGGCACAACGAUACUCUUAUCGAAGCGGUAAUUACUGAAGGAAUUCUCUUCUACGGAAAAGUCGUCUGCCUGCUUCAGACACGGAAGGACCUAACAUCUUACCGAAACAUGCUGAUUGGACCUGGCGGAUACGUAUAGGGGCGAAAGACCCACCGAGUUGAAGAUCUUGAGACUCAGGCGGCACUUUGGCAAUUUAUUUUUGUGUUGGUGAAGUUGUCUGACCAAGGUCUAUUUCGGAAGAGGAUGUACAUGAAGACUUGUUGCUGAUAUAUGUAGCACCUACCGACAGAGAAUAUUUCUUACAUUGCCACAGCGUUUUCAUCAUUCCGAUUAUUUUCAAUAAAUUCAGUGCUGAAUCUUCAAAGUGUAUAGAAGACAACAUAUCUUGUGGAAAGUUUAUAGUGAUGGAAGAGUCUCACAAUGAAGAAAAGAACGGCAACGUACCCGAAAAAUUAACAAGGAUAUGUGGAGUGAACGAUGGAAUUGACGCUCCAAAAUGGAAAUUCUGGAAACGACGGAGAUACAUUUUAACGGCAAUGACCUUUCUCGGCUUCUUCAAUAUGCUCGCUUUGAGAUCAAAUGUUAGUGUGGCAGUUACAGCUAUGACAACAAAACGAACUGUGGACUUAGAAAAUGGUACAUCAGAAGAGGAACCGGAAUUUAAAUGGGACAGUAAGAUGCAAGGUCUUGUUCUUGGAUCUUAUUUCUACGGAUAUAUUACAACACAAAUAUUUGGAGGAUGGUUGGGAGCUAAGAUAGGCGGCAAUAUUCUCUUCGGUGCUGGAAUUGCAGGAACCUCUGCUCUAACACUGCUGACGCCCAUACUCGUCAAAAUGAAUGUAUAUUGUUUUGUUGGACUUCGUGUUCUUGAAGGCGCAUUUGAGGGUAUAUCUUUUCCUAGCAUUCAAGAUGUUUGGGCGCAUUGGAUACCACGUCAGGAACGAAACAGACUAGCUACCAUAAGCUACUCAGGGAGGUACAUUGGGACGUUUGUUUGUAUGACCGUUUCUGGUAUACUUGCAGAACAUCUUGGUUGGCCCUACGUCUUUUAUCUUUUUGGAUUUCUUGGGUUGCUAUGGUAUAGCAUGUGGUUAUUGCUAAUUAGAAGACGCCCACAGGAUGACAAAAGUAUCAAUCUAUCUGAACUUAAUUACAUUCGGAAAAAUAUUGAAGAGACACAAAGUCAGGAAGAGACUAUACGAUAUCCUUGGAAAACAUUCCUGCUCUCUGGCCCCGUUUGGGCCAUUACUGUAGCUAAUGUUACUGACAAUUGGGGUGCGUUUACUCUGCUGACACAACUACCAACUUUUCUGAAAGAUUCUUUAGAAUUUGAUGUACAAGAUGCUGGAAUUCUUUCAUCUCUUCCGUAUUUAGCCGUAGCAUUCACAAUGCAGAUUUCUGGACUAUGUGCAGACUAUAUUUUGGUUAAGAAAUAUCUAACUACGACGCAGGUGCGAAAACUAUUUUGCUGUUCGGCGUUUUUGUGUCAGGCAAUAUUCAUGUUACUGACAGCAUUUUUACAAACACCGGCAGCGGCAGUUACAUUCUUGACAUUGUCAGUUGGAUUUGGAGCGUUUGCUACUGCAGCAUACACGUAUGUAUUUCAUGUUAUAACUUGA